AUCGGGUUCUCCGCGGGCGCCAAAACAAGCGCGAGCGCUCCGUGCACUUCAGUCGUAGAAGAGAGCUUACUGCGAACGGUCGUAGUGUCUGCGCGCCGCACGAAGUUUCAGUCAACGUCUGUGCAACAACACGCCGGUCGGUGUUUCUGUAACGGCAAUCAAGUGUAGUGUGGAAAUCGAACGCCAUCAAAAUUGAAUCUUUGCAAUCGUUUAUCGUGUGUGUGUGUGUGGGGAAGCAAUUGUGACGAAAAAACUAACAAGCAAUAGUGUUUAAAACUAAUGGAACGAAGAUUGUAGAAAAAUCUUUGCCAAUUCACGUGUUUUAUAUACCGAAAAGGCUCGAUUGAAAGAUUACUUUGAUUUUGAUCUUUAAAGGCAACAGAGAAAGUAAACAGUGCGUGUGUACGUGUGUGUGUGAACAAGUGAAGGAAACCGUAUCGCGAAAAUCUCCCACAUUCGGGGAAUUAUUUGGGGGAAAAUCGAACGUGCGGAAGUGCAGUGGUGUUUCCCCGCUCAAUCGAAAGCGAGUGUGUCUCCGUGCGUGUGCCUUUCAGUACGCAUCUGGCCGGCAUUAAAAGGUGUUUGUUUUGCUCGUCUUUCGAUUUGCUUUGGCUUACUUUCUACCGGUGGGCCUUCUUUGGGCGCGCGCGAGAGUAAUUGCGUUGCUAACGAAAAAGCAAAGAAAAGGCCCACAACCCAUCGAGUGCCGCUCGAACCACAAUCAUAUUAGAUCGGGCCUUUUUUCCGGCAACUGAGGUUAGCAUCAAGGGCGCUCCAAAACGCAAAAAUAAAAAAAAAGCACAGCGAAGGCAAGAUUUUGGCAAAUGACAUGUGGAAAGCGAAAAGAUAAAGAGAAAAUGUGAAUAUCAUUUUUGCAGCUUCUUGCCAUUAACGAAAAUAAAACAAAAAGUAUGCCACCGAUGUGUACGGUACAAUAGGUGUGUAAAGUGUGUGAGUGUGUUUGUAUGUGCAUGCGUGUGCCCGUUGCUUAGUGACGGAAAACGACGGAAUUUUUGGUGUGGUUUUUCGGUUAUCAAGAGAAAUCAUCCACCUGAAUUAGGUUGGAAAAGUGACAACAGGACCGCGAACAACGAAAGAAAAUUCCCCUUGGUCUUGGUCUGGGAUGGUGGGGAAUUCCCAUUCGUGGUGUUAGUGUUUUUUUGUUGCAUCGUUCCUUCAAGUACAGCCUUUCAUCAGCUCCAUCAACGCCGUGACACAGGCACGUAGUUACGACGCGUCCUGCCCUAGCUUAAUUUAGCCGUGGUUUUAUUGAAUUUGCGGAAGAGUUUUCCGCAUUUGACGGCAGGGACAAUUCCUGGAACUAUUCCGUCAGCAGCAACUAGCCCAGGAGACACUGCCGAGAUUACCGACUCACUCCACUUCACGCCAUCCAGCCAGCCAGCCCGAGUUUGCUGGGAGCAAACAAAAAUGUCCUCCUCGCCCCGACUAACCGGUUACACGCUGCGCCCCUCGGAGACGUCGACCACGGUGUCGGUAACGCUCAACAGCUGCGGGACGGGCAUUAAAAAGCUUAGCAUUAACGACAGCGUCAAGUCGGCGGGAAGUGCCAAUUCCGGCGGCGAAUCGACCGAUCCGCUAGAGUCAGAUUUUAGUGGCGAGGAGGAGGAGGAGGAAGAAGAAGAGGAGGAGGAGCGUGAUCUUGAAGAGGACGAGGAGGAUAAGGAAGAGGAGGAAGAGGACGAGGAGGAAGACGACGACGAAGACGAGGAGGAAGAGGACAGCGUUCGACAGGACCGUCGGCAAGGCGAAAGUGUACGAUUGAGGUUAGCGGCUGGUGGGAAAGGUAAACACGGAACCACCAACCGGCAACAACAGCAAGCCGACGACGAGGACGACGACGAAGACGACGAGGACGAAGACGACGAGGAGGACAAAGCCGCCCUCCGUCGCAGUCCACCGAAAGGUACCCGAAAGCAAGUGUCCACCUCGUCCGCGGACGGAGACGAGGACGAACAGCAGGACGCAGGGCUGAGAGUGCAGCCGAAGGCUGCCAACGGUGCCGGAGGGAAUGGGCGACAGCAAUCCCGAGGUCCUGCUGCUGACGCUGACGAUGGUGAUGCUGAUCGGCGCGGCGGCGAUAGCGAUGAUGAUGGUGGCGAUCUAUCUGAUAAGAAUAAUAAUAUCGGCGCAGCUGUUCGGCGCAAACAACCGGAGGACUAUGCUUUGGAUGAUUUUCAAAUACUGAAAACGAUAGGAACGGGCACAUUCGGGCGAGUGUGCCUGUGCCGGGAUAAAAUCACCAACAAAUACUGGGCGAUGAAGAUACUGGCCAUGGCGGACGUGAUACGGUUGAAGCAGAUCGAGCACGUAAAGAACGAGAAAAACAUCCUGCAAGAAAUCGACCAUCCUUUUAUCGUGAAUAUGCGAUGGAACUCCAAAGACGACUGCUGCCUGUACAUGCUGUUCGAGUUCGUUAGUGGCGGUGAACUGUUUUCCUAUCUCCGAAAUGCCGGCCGCUUCGACAGUGCCACCGCUAACUUUUACGCCUGCGAGAUUGUGCUGGCGCUCGAGUAUCUGCACUCGCUGUCGAUCGUGUACCGGGAUCUGAAGCCGGAAAAUCUGCUGCUCGACCGGGAAGGCCAUAUGAAGAUCACCGACUUUGGGUUUGCGAAGAAGCUGAAGGACCGCACCUGGACGCUGUGCGGUACGCCCGAGUACCUUGCGCCGGAAAUCAUUCAAUCCAAGGGCCACAACAAAGCCGUCGACUGGUGGGCAUUGGGUGUACUCAUCUACGAGAUGAUCGUCGGCUAUCCUCCAUUCUACGAUGACAAUCCGUUCGGGAUUUAUGAAAAAAUUCUCAGUGGCAAGAUUGAAUGGUCGCGGCACGUGGACCCCAUCGCGAAGGAUCUCGUCAAGAAGCUGCUGGUGCUGGACCGAACCAAGCGUUUGGGCAAUAUGAAGAACGGAGCAGAGGACGUUAAAAGACACCGAUGGUUUAAGCAUCUGGACUGGAAUGUCGUGAUACGAAAGCAGCUCAAGCCUCCGAUCGUUCCGACUUAUGUGUUUAGUUCGAAGGAGGACGACACUAGCAACUUCGACGACUAUCCCGAGACGGACUGGAAGUCGGUGAGAUCGCUGGACAAGAUCGAGAUGCAGCUGUUUGAAGAUUUCUAAACUAGCCAGUGCCGUUUUGCGUGCCAGUGUCGGAUCACGACCACCUCUCAGGAAAGGAAUUGGGAAGGGGGCUCGCGGCAGGAUGUUUUUCUACAAUAUAGCAAACGAUCUUUAA
Molecule: messenger RNA, 3250 nt
Organism: Anopheles merus
Lineage: Eukaryota; Metazoa; Arthropoda; Insecta; Diptera; Culicidae
Gene: Pka-C3
Product: cAMP-dependent protein kinase catalytic subunit PRKX
Exons: 8
Coding region: 1429-3135 (568 amino acids)
Biological process (GO): protein phosphorylation
Molecular function (GO): ATP binding; protein serine/threonine kinase activity
Source: RefSeq, a predicted model, not a curated record